CGGCCGCCCGCUCCGGCUCCAGGCGAGGACAUACAGUGGCCUCCGGAGGGAGAGUGAGCCGAAGUUCUUCUGCUCGAGCUACCAUGGAAAAAUACCAGAUUUUGUACCAGCUGAGUCCUGGGGCCUUAGGGGUGAACCUGGUGGUGAAGGAACUGGCCACUGAAGCCAAGCUCGUGAUAAAGCAGGUGGAAUGCCUUGAUGAGCAUCAUACCAAUGAGGCCCUGGAGGAGCUCAGGCCUCUGCUAAAGCUUCAGCACGCCCACAUCUCCCUGUACCAGGAGCUGUUCAUCACGUGGAACAGUGAGGUCUCCUCUCUGUCCCUCUGUCUGGUGAUGGAGUACAGCCAGGGUAGCCUCCAGAUGGUCAUUCAGAGUAAGAGGGAAGAGAAGGCAGAGAUGGAUCCAAAGUGGAUGCAGGAGAUCCUGGGUCAGAUGUUGGACGCUCUGGAGUACUUGCACCAGCUGAGCAUCAUCCACAGGAAUCUCAAGCCUUCUAACAUCAGCCUGGUCAGUAAAAACCACUGCAAACUCCAGGACCUGAGCUCCAACGCACUGAUGACCCACAGAGCCAAGUGGAAUGUCCGUGCGGAGGAAGACCCCUUUCAAAAGUCCUGGAUGGCCCCUGAAGCCCUGGACUUCACCUUCAGCCAGAUGUCUGACGUCUGGUCCCUGGGCUGCAUCAUGCUCGACAUGGCCAGCUGCUCCUUCCUGAAUGCUACAGAAGCCAUGUACCUGCGGAAGUCCCUCCGCCAGAACUCUGGCAGCCUGAAAGCCAUCCUGAAGACCAUGGAGGAGAAACACAUCCCAGAUGUAGAAACCUUCUCUUCCCUCCUGCCCUUAAUGUUGCAGAUCAACCCCUUGGAUCGAAUAACAAUCAAGGAUGUGGUUCGUAUGACCUUUGUGAGUGGCUCAUUCAAGUCCUCAUGUGUGGCCAUGACCCUGCACCAGCAGGUGGUGCCCGAGAUCAUCACCAACAUACUGUUAGAAGGCAACGUCACCAGCAUCUUAGAGGCCAUGGAGAACUUCCCCAGCCGUCCUGAAGUUCAGCUCAAGGCCAUGAAGAGGCUUUUGCAGAUACCUGAGGACCAGCUAGGGCUGCCGUGGCCCAUGGGGCUGGUGGAGGUGGUGGUCACCGCUAUGAAGCUGCAUGAGAGGAUCCUCGACCUGCAGCUUUGUGCCUGCUCCCUGCUACUGCGCAUCCUGAGCCAUGUGCUGGUGCAGGACGCAGAAGCCCAGGUGCCAUGGGAUAUCUCCAUCAUCUGCUCCCUGCUGAGCAUCAUGAGGAGCCACUCAGACUCGGAGCAGCUCAUCACCCAGGGCUACAGCCUGCUCACCAUAAUCUCUAGCCAGGUGCAGGUCUCUGAGGAACUACAGAAGGCGGGGCUGUUUGAGCUCAUCCUGGAGCACCUGUACAGAUUCUCCAAGGACAGGGACAUCUGCUUCAGUGCCUUGGGCCUGCUCUGGUCCCUCCUGGUGGAUGCUGUCAUUGUGAACAAAGACCCUGUGGUGAAGAUCCCAGCCCUGGUCAUCCAGGUGCUGGACACCCACCCCACAGAUGCAGAAAUAGCUGAGGCAGGCUGUGCGGUGUUCUGGCUGCUGUCCUUGCUGGGCUGUAUGAGUGAGUGGCAAUUUGAGAAGGUGGUGGAGCUGCUUUUGCAAAGCAUCCGGCUGAGCCAGGAAAGAGUCCUGCUGGUGAAUAAUGCCUACCGAGGGCUGGCCAGCCUCGCCAAGGUGUCAGAGCUGGCAGCCUUCCGGGUGGUGAUGCCACAGGAUGGUGGCAGUGGCCUCACCCUCCUGCAGGAGACCUAUCAGCUGUACAAGGAUGACCCUGAGGUGGUGGAGAACCUCUGCAUGCUGCUGGCCCACCUUUCCUCCUACAAGGAAAUCCUGCCAGAGCUGGAGUCCAGUGGCAUCAGGGCUUUGGUCAGAGAGAUCCAGGGGCGCUUCACCUCCAGCCUGGAGCUGGUCUCUUAUGCAGAGAAAGCGUCCCUGAGUCUGGAGGCUGCACUGCACAGCUCCCAGGAAAGGAAGCUGUGUGGAGCUGCUGUCAGGGAGGAAGCAGCUGCUCCUAAGGUCCCCUUUCUCCCGGAAGGCCGCCCCCACCUGCCCUGA
This is a messenger RNA of Marmota flaviventris (yellow-bellied marmot), 2111 nucleotides long. RefSeq names its product serine/threonine kinase like domain containing 1 (gene Stkld1). The record is from RefSeq and is a predicted model, not a curated record. Lineage: Eukaryota; Metazoa; Chordata; Mammalia; Rodentia; Sciuridae. Gene Ontology annotation, molecular function: protein serine/threonine kinase activity; ATP binding. Gene Ontology annotation, biological process: protein phosphorylation.